Haplochromis burtoni (Burton's mouthbrooder) is the source of this 8434-nucleotide messenger RNA. RefSeq names its product junction plakoglobin b (gene jupb). Gene Ontology annotation, cellular component: catenin complex; adherens junction. Lineage: Eukaryota; Metazoa; Chordata; Actinopteri; Cichliformes; Cichlidae. Gene Ontology annotation, biological process: cell adhesion; positive regulation of transcription by RNA polymerase II. The record is from RefSeq and is a predicted model, not a curated record. Gene Ontology annotation, molecular function: transcription coactivator activity; cadherin binding; protein phosphatase binding.
CGCACAUUCACACCUAGUGACAAUUUGGGUUAUCCAAUUAACCUAUCCCCACUAAGACAUUGGAGAUUACAAAAACAAAUUUAUACUUUACAUAGGUUUGUACCCCUCUGUUCCAGGAGAGUCUUACCAAAAACUUAGCUGUUGCAAAUAAUAAUAAUUACUAAUUGUAGUUAUUAUUAAUAUUGUACAUAUUUUCAAAUGUUGCUACAUUUAAAAAAGUAUUUCAAGCCUAUAAUGUGUGUGCAUCACGGUUUGUUGUAUUUAAGCAGUCAUUACUAAAUGACAUUUUUCACCAAACUUUUGUUGCCCAGUAAUAAACGCUGUGUCUUUGUCGUGUGAUGUCACCACACAAAAAUGUGGUGUGUCCAUACUUCUGUAAAGUGAUUUACACUACAGGAGAUUUAUCCCACAGCCGGACAACUGUUAGCAUUUCAGUGAUGUGAAAAAUGUAACAGCCCACAUGAAAACACAGAAUAACCGCAAAAGUAAACAAACUUUAUCAUUUCUAUUUCAUUUGGCAUCUAACAGCAGUAUUCCUGUAAGCACAUGACAAGGGGUUAGAAUAAUAUCAUUAACUGGAGCACAAGAAGUGAAGCAGAGCGUCUCGUACAUGCACGUUUAGCUUCUCCUCUGUACCACCCUGUCCUACAGCUACCACAGGCUCUUGUCCUGCAGUGGCAGGUACAUCCCAUUGUCAUCAUCUUCAUUCAUUGUCUUUGAAAAGCAAGAGGAGAUGAACAGAUCCAGUAAAUGCACUUUUAUCUGGUAUCGUUUGGUAUCGUAAUCUGUCUUAAUCUAUUUCUAUUUCAAUGUUGUGUUCUGUGUUUUUUUAAUUUAUUAUAUGGGGGAAAAGUUCUGUCAUCCUUGUGCUGAGAGGUCUGUGGUCAUCCACCUGUUUUGUUCUAGUAAACCCAACUUUCAGGAACACCUUUAGAGCUGUUCAGUUUUAGCACCACUGAGAGUCAACAAGUCUGGUCUCAAGUCACUUUAUAUUGUAAGGUAAAGACCCUACAGUGACAAAUGUUCACUCGGAUUCAUCAAUGAAGUAAAACUGACUGUAUGCAUAUACAGGAUAUUUGGAUAUUAAAGGAUAUUGUAUCAUGGGUGAACAGACCAGAAUGAAAGCCACAUCUUAAGCAUUUGACUGAGGCACAACAAUCAAAAGGCAAUGUUUGCAGCUUAAAUGUACUCUGGAUAAUCUUAAAUGUGCAAAUAUUGUUACAGUUUUGUGUUUUUCAGGUGUCCUGUUUGAAGAAAACACUUUAAAGUCACUUUAAUACAUGCAUAUUUAAAGAAAAAAGAAAAAUGCUCCACCUCCAUGUAUUAGCUGUUAAGUAAUUUUAUGAUGAGGAUGGAUGCUGUCAUUGUUUUUCAGUGUAGUUUUGAAAAUUAAAGGAUAUUUAACAUUAAAUGUACCAAUGUUGUUGUUUACUAAACACAGAUUAAUUUAAGUUUAAAUUUAAAAACUUUUGAACAAAUGGUGUACGAGGUUUUCUGUUUGUCUAUGCAUUUUCCUUUUUGCACUGUACAACACUUUCAGUAAGACAACAACUGUAAAUCGACCCCCCCCCCGUCUAAUCCAUUAUUGUAAAGUUAAAUGCUAUUAAGAAAUGAUCAGGAAAAAAGAGGGUUUUCAAGAAAUACUGUUCUGCUCCAUUUUAUGCCAUUCGUCGGAACAAGAUCUAGAGUGUGAUUAAAGUGGUGCGUAGGUUCUUUGAUUAUUUGUCUUGUCAUAUUUAGACAGUUGAGUCUAAUAAUAGAUUAAAUGCUGUGCUUCGAGGAUUCUGACAGUUAGUGUAACUCAGGGGGGUUGAUUCAUUUAAACUAACAUAAUCAUCCUGUUGUGACCAAGUUUUUGUAUAGCACGGUAAAUUUUUUUGUUGAUCAGUUAUUAUUCAUGGAUUUACAGGGUCUUAGAAGAGAGAGACCUAAUGUUUAAUAAUCCACAUUUCAUUGUGUUACUCUUUGGUGCAGAUGUGGAUACUGUAUUGUUCUUUCUUUGUGAUUUUUUUAUUGGUAAUGUUUCAGUUGGGUUUUUUUGCAGAUUUUUGGUGUGUUUUGUGGUGGUUUAGAAGCAGACACAGUCCCCAAGGGGAUGGGUGUUGGGAACAAAAAACAUGCUGUGGAAGAGAGCCAGAGAAUAAUAAUAAGUAAUGAUUCAAUGCAGAGAGGUGUAUAAACAUAUGGUGAGUGAGAAAAGUGACUAAAGAAGUACUACUCAGUGUAUCGUGGGAAUCCCCAGCAGCCUACACCUAUCGCAGCCUAACUAAGAGAGGAUUCAGGGUCACCAGCCCUAACUAUAUGCUUUAGCAAAAGGUUUUAAGCCUAAUCUUAAAAGUCGAGAAAGAACAUCACAGCGCAGAGUUACAAAGAGAGUUACAUGUCUUUGGAAUGGCUUGAUUCUGUGUUCUGACUUCACUGACCUUUAUUAAGUAAUUCUUGGUACCAGUUUACGAAAACAGAGAACAGCUUUGGUCAGGUCCUGGCAGAUGCAUCAUGAUAGACCUAUUUAUUUCUUCUAGACUGAAUCACUGUAAUUCAUUAUUUUUGGGCUGUCCUAAAAACUUCCUGAAAAGCUUUUACCCCAUCUGUUCAAGGAUUGGCUUGUGCCACCAUUUGUCUGCCACCUAAAAAUCCAGUUUUAAGAUCCAAUCCCAGACACUUGAGACAGUGGUUAUCAGAGGCAUCGUAACAUUUCAUCACUCAUCCAUGACACUGGAGAGUACUGAAAAAGUCACUUGGAUGAGUAAUCAAUUGUUUUUUUAAAUGUUUCUAUAUGUUUUGUAAAAGAAUUACAAAAUGAACUUGUAAAUUAAUUUAUUAAUGCAGAUUUUAUUUCACAAUUCAUUAUUGAGCACAAAAGGCUUUAUUUUGAUGCGUGUGACUCUUCUGGUCCUCCAUAACCAGCAGCCUAGGCCUAUUGCUGCACAACUAAGGUCAGCUGAUGCAGCCCCAACUAUAUGCUUUGUCAAAAGUUUUAGGCAUGAUCUUAAAAGUAGAAAGGGUGUCUGUCUCCUGAAACCUGAUUCCACAGAAGAAGGAUCUGAAAGCUGAAGGCCCGGCCUCUCAUUCUAGUUUCAAUCAACUACAAUCAACUGAAGGCUUUUCGCUGAGUUUUUAGGACAGCCAAAAAAUAGUGAAUUACAGUACUACAGCCUAGCCCUCCGGUUUUGUGCACCCCCACCCCCCUUACUUUAGUGUUCCCAAUCAAAAUUGACUGGUCCUUGUUAGCUGCUAUUAAAUUAGCACAAAAAACACUUUUCACCACCAAAUUCUUUAUUCAACAUUCUUUAGCUGUGAACAAUGUCUCAAAGUAGUGUUUAACUUGAAUACAUAGAAUUAGACAUAACAUAACUGCAGUAAAAAUACAAAUAGGCACUGAAAAUGUAUUACAAAAUGAACAUGUAAUGUAAAAAACAAAUUAAAGACCAAACUCAACAUGAAGCUGUGAGUACAGGACACAUUCUGCUUGGCCUCCAUUGCCUGUCUCCGAAGUCCCACAGGGUUAACCAAGCCCGAUAGGAUUCCUUCUUCAGCCUGAUUGCUCUGUUCACCUCAAGUGUCCAACGUCUGGUUCAGGGGUUACCAUCAAGACAGGCAGCUCAUUGCAGCAGCUCAUUGCAGCAGUUUCCACAAUGGAGGUACUGAAUAUGCUCCAUUCGGACUUAAUGUCCCCAGUCUCCCUCAGAAUGCUGUCAAAGUUCUGGCAAAGGUUGGAGGCCUCUGUUAGGCAUUCCCAGAGUGUCCUCACAAUACAUUUAGUUGUGCCAGGUUUAUCCAGCAUUCUCCCUCACCACCUGAUCCAACUCACCACCAGGUGGUGAUCAGUUGAUAGCUCAUCCCUCUCUUCACCUGAGUGUCCAGAACAAAUUGCUGCAGAUCCGAUGAUACGAUUACAAAAUCAAUAAUCAACCUGCAGCCUAGAGUGUCCUGGUGCACUUGUAAAUAACCUUAUGUUCAAACAUGUUGUCUGUAAUGGACCAACAGUGGUUUUCACAGUAACAGAACACCCCACAGAUCAGGCAAGCCAUUCUUCCUAAUCUCACCCCUCCAAGUAUCACUGUCAUUACCCACAUGAGCAUUGAAGUCUCCCAGAAGGAUGACAGAGUCUCCAGGGGGAACACCCUCGAGCACCCCACCUAGGGACUCGAAGAGGGCUGUGCACUAUGAAAGUUCAUUAAACACAUAAUUGUAGAUGACAGUCAUGGUCAGGCACAGGGAACAAAUCCUCUUGUCCAGUGGGAAAAACUUUAAAAUACAGGAAGUGACCAAGGAGAAACUAAGAUACCUACCCCAGCCCACCACCUCACACCGAGGGCCACACCAGACUGGGCCAGAGACCAGCCCCUUUACAGGAGACUGGUUCCAGAGCUCAGGCCAUGCGUUGAGGUGAGCCCAGCUAUAUCUAAUCAAUACUGCUCAACCUCACGCACUAUGCUAAGGCUUCUUCCCCAUCACAGAGGUGACAUUCUGUGUCUCAAUUGCAAGCCAUGAUAGCUAGGCAUUGGUCCACAAGGGUCUCUGGCCCUGGCCGCCGCCUGGCACACACUGCAGCCGACCCUAUGGGGACUCCUGUGGGUGGUAAGGCCUACAGGAGGGUGGGUCCAUGUCUCUUCUUCGUGAUGAUCUGGCCAGUCCCCAUGGACGAAGGCCUAGCCACCAGGUGCUCUCCCUCUGGUAUCUUCCCCAGGACUUGAGACACAUUUUGUAGACCAUCAGCUGGGACUGAACUAGCUAAUAUUAAUUUGCACUAAGUGGCAGGAUUGCUUUCUAAAUGCUGAUAGAUUUCAACUUGUGUCUUGACUCCCUGUGCCUCUUGGACCUCUCUACUUCAUUUGUUCAAUACGUUUUACCUGUGUCAUAUCUCAUGAUUACAAAUAACUUAAUCUUUUGACAUCUAUGGUACGAUUUCUUUGUAUGUGUGUAUAGGAUUGGUCGUUACUGACAUCUGGUGAGACUUUCAUGUCAAUAGCACCUUUACAAAUAUUACUUAGAAAAUAAGUAAUAUGAUCAAUAUUUAUUUUCACCUGUUGCAUACAAAGAAGGAUUAGUUAUGGUUUAAACAAUGUUUAACACAUUAUGAAUUUUUUAAUAAUUUAGAUAUUUUUUGUGUAUUUUAGGACAUAUUGUACAUGCAUUUAUGUACAAGAAGGUUCAAUUUGAUGGGACCCCCAAAAUUUUAAAUGAAUGUUAAAUAUUUUAGGGGUCUCAUUUUAAUCCAAACUGCCAUGUGGUGCUGAAAAAGGUGUCUAGUGUCCAGUCUCAUUUGAAGAGUACAGUAAAAUGGAGAGGGAGUUUGUGAUGAUUUUUUUUUUCAUUCCGUCUUUUCUCAAAAAGCUUUUCAGCACAUCAAAAAACCCACAUUUGUUUUAACAGGAAACAUUUCUCCUCACACAUUCACAUGCAUAAAACUCAUGUACCGUGCCACACCCACAUGCAGAGAACACAUCUACUGUUGCACACACCCACACGUUAAAUGGCCAUUACUGAAACAGAACAUUGUGCCAUUUAAGCUGUCAAGACAUCACUCAGAUGUAGCCACUCUAUUAUUCCUACCCUUCAUGUAGGAAUAAUGUAAAAGUUCCGUAUUUUUUUCCAAACACCUCCCUUUGUGUGGAUUUUUAAAUUUACUUUAAGGCUGUUCAUUUGUUGAAUUAAAUUGAUUUGUAGUCUCUUUCUAUGUACAGAUCUAACUAACAUUCACUCACAGCACUGAAAAAGGUUAGAGCAAGUUGUAGGUUUAAUAUCUUGACCAAAGAUAUUUAGCCUGCAGACCGGAGCAGAGGGGGAUCAAACCACCAUCCAGUGGAUGAUGAGAGUCAAACCUUAAAUACUGAUCCGUAUGCGUAGGUUUACGGUACACAUCAGCUUUUUAAUGUCCCCCAAUACUGAUGGAAAUCUCAUAGUCUAAGAAGGCUAACCUGCCACUUUUCAUAUCCUCCCUGGUGAAUUUGAUGUGUUGGUCCACGGAGUUAAUGUGAUCUGUGAAUCGUGGUAGGUCCUGAGAUUAAAUUUUCACGCAGGUGUCAUCCACAUACCUGAACCAAUGACUUGGUGGUGUUCCAGGAUAGGGUAACAAAGCCCUCUUUUCCACUUCUUCCAUGUACAAAUUGGCCACAAUGGGUGAAACUGGGGAACCCAUGGCUCUCCCAUGUUUCUCCCUGUAGUACUGACCCUUGUAUGUGAAAUAGGUGGAAUUAAGACACAGUUCAAACACACUUGGUCGGUGCUGAUAGUGGUCUUGUUGCUGAGGUUGGGGUCAUCCUGUAAUCUCUUACGAACUACCUCCAACACUUCAGUGACUGGAACAUGAGUGAAGACAGAUGUAACAUCGUACAAGACCAUGGAUUCAUCUGCCUCCAUAAUGACAUCGCUCACCUUCUCAACACAAUCCAAGGUGUUCUGGAUGCGGUGACCAACAGAUUUAGAAGCUCAGUACUCUCUUACCCGGGCUCAGCGGGUCAGGGCUGCCAUGUUUCCAGAGACUCUGGUAGAAGGGGAGGCAGCCAUGCCUGUCCAGUCAGAUCCCUCACAGCAGAGCAAUGUGCAACGACUGGCUGAACCUUCUCAGCUGCUAAAGACAGCUCUCGUCCACCUGAUAAACUACCAAGAUGAUGCUGAACUGGCCACCAGGGCAGUGCCAGAACUCACCAAGUUGUUGGGAGACGAGGAUCCGGUUGUCGUGAACAAGGCGGCCAUGAUUGUCAACCAGCUAACCCGUAAGGAGGCCAGUCUCCGCGUGCUGGUGCAGUCUCCAGCUAUGGUGGCAUCCGUGGUGUGUGCCAUGACGACAACAACUGACACGGAGACGGCACGUUGCACAGCCAGUGUGCUUCACAGCCUAUCGCACCAGAGGGAGGGACUGCUGGCCAUAUUCAAGGCUGGAGGGAUACCAGCACUGGUCCGAAUGCUAAGUUCACCAGUAGAAUCAGUCCUAUUUUACGGAAUUACCACUCUUCACAACCUGCUGCUGCAUCAAGAGGGAGCAAAGAUGGCUGUGCGUCUUGCUGAUGGCCUGCAGAGAAUAGUUCCCUUAUUGAAAAAGAGCAACCCAAAGUUUUUAGCCAUUACUACAGAUUGUCUGCAACUCCUGUCCUACGGAAACCAGGAAAGCAAGCUGAUUAUUCUAGCCAAUGGGGGUCCAGAGUGUUUGGUUUUCAUCAUGAGAAACUACAACUAUGAGAAGCUGCUUUGGACGACAAGCCGUGUCCUUAAAGUGCUGUCUGUCUGCCCCAGCAACAAACCAGCUAUAGUAGAAGCUGGAGGCAUGCAGGCUUUGGGGCAGCAUCUUACAGGGUCUAGCCAGCGUCUGAUCCAGAACUGUCUGUGGACACUCCGUAAUCUGUCAGACGCAGCAACCAAACAGGAGGGAUUAGAUGGUCUGCUGCAGAUACUGGUCACUCAGCUGGGCUCAGAUGAUGUGAACAUGUUAACCUGUGCCACCGGCAUUCUGUCCAACCUGACAUGCAAUAACUCACGCAACAAGACGCUGGUGACUCAGUAUGGUGGAGUGGAGGCAUUGAUCCAUGCUGUGCUUCGUGCUGGGGAGAAGGAGGAUGUUGCUGAACCUGCGGUCUGCGCCCUGCGGCAUCUCACCUCCCGCCACCAAGAUGCCGAGCUAGCCCAGAAUGCCGUGCGUCUGCACUAUGGUAUCCCAGCUAUUGUUAAACUACUGGGCCAGCCCCACUACUGGCCUGUAGUAAAGGCCACAGUUGGACUCAUCCGGAAUCUCGCACUGUGCCCAGCUAAUCAGGCAUCACUGAGAGAGGCAGGUGCAAUUCCACGACUGGUGAACCUGCUGCUCAAAGCUCACCAGGAUACACAAAGACAUGCCUCCUCUACACAGCACACAUACCAGGAUGGCGUUCGCAUGGAGGAAAUAGUAGAGGGCUGCACAGGAGCGCUUCAUAUUUUGGCCAGAGACCCUAUAAACAGAGGAGAGAUUGCCAGCAUGCAGACCAUACCACUGUUUGUACAGCUGCUGUAUUCGUAUGUGGAGAAUGUGAAAAGAGUGUCUGCAGGAGUACUGUGUGAGCUAGCCCUGGACAAACACUCUGCAGAGCUCAUAGAUGCAGAAGGAGCAUCAGCACCACUCAUGGAGCUGCUGCACUCAAACAACGAGGGAAUUGCUACCUAUGCCGCAGCAGUGUUGUUCCGCAUUUCAGAAGACAAGAGUUCGGACUACAGGAAGAGAGUGUCAGUGGAGCUUACACAUUCGCUGUUCAAGCAUGACCCUGCUGCCUGGGAAAUGGCCCAUACUGCAGUUCCUUUGGAGCCUACGUAUCUUCCAGAUGAGUUAGAUGGCUCUUACCCCCCAUAUGGCUAUGCUGAUCUGCCACUGGACACCCUGCCGCUAGACCCCGACCUCCAUGAGCCCUACAUUCCUGACAUGACUUAUGAUCCAAGACAGACCUACCCUGAGCCACUCUAACAG